Protopolystoma xenopodis is the source of this 912-nucleotide messenger RNA. The record is from the annotation of a GenBank genome assembly. Lineage: Eukaryota; Metazoa; Platyhelminthes; Monogenea; Polystomatidea; Polystomatidae.
UUGUCAGUUUGCAAUUACUGUGAAGGCCUUGUUCGAGUCCCGCCGGCCUGUUGGUUCGUGCCGUCCCGUCCCGGUUACCAGACGCCCGGCUGGCUUAGACAGUCCGAGCAGCCGGAGUCGGAGUGUAGCCAUGCUGUUUUUGUGCUCCCGAUGCCUAUCUCCACUGGAUGCACUCCACAUCUUCUGGCCUCACUCCAACCCUCUUGGAGGCUUGCGCCCAACCGGCACACGACAGGCAAUCGGACGACUCAUGGAGGCUGCGAGGCAAGAAAGAGUUACUGUUGGUGCACAGACCCGAACUCGCAAGGUCUUGUUGGCGUGCGAUUGCUGUACUAUCGGCGCGAAUAUGGACAGAGGGGCUACUUUCACUCCGGCCUGCGGAUGGGGCCAAAAGAGGUUGGGGGUGCAAAAUGGGAAGAAUUAUGUACAUUGUCGCUGGCUAAUCAUUUUUUAAUGAUUGUACCUCUAAUUUAUCCCAAUGGUGGUCUUUCACUCCCUCUCUCUCUCUCUCUGUGUGUGUGUUUUAAUUUCGUCCUCGAACUCAUGAAUGUGUGCUCGGGUCUCAAGACGAGCACGCCUAGAUUGACAUGCACCUGUUCUCUAAGCCUGAGGCCCGUUGGUAGCGCCUCGCCGUCUUCACGACCCGACCCGACCCGACCCUCUUCGGCUCAACUCGCUCAACCCAAUUCAAGUCUGGCCAGCUCAGCCCAACACUCUCUCAUGUCCUGUCCAACUCGACCCCUCAUGUACUCCUGUUUCACUCACUUUUGGAUGCUCCAGUCUGUGAGAAUGGUUGCUGCAAUACUCAGAGGCCACUUAUUGCAAACCGACUCUCUGGACGGAAGUCAGUCGACCCCAAAUGAGGCUGGCAUGACUAGACGUUGUGACCUCAUCAGAAAGAUGGUCCUUUGA